UUAAAGACAGUGACAAGAGUAUGUUUAUCAAUAAAUGUUACAGUGUUAUCAGAGAGUCUCAACUGACGGACUAUUGUAUAACUUUGAAGAAUAAAGGAUGUCACGUGUAUCUAUGGCAAAUAUUUCUCCGUUUUCGGAAGUGAUAAAUAUAGUGAAUAGUGACAUUUUGGAUAUGUGAAUGAUUAAAAUGAAUUACGUAGCAAUGAUACUGACAAUAUUUAUCACAACAUGUUUGUCAUAUGUGCGUUCUCUGACAAAUAGAGCAGACGACAAUACAACUGGCGGAUAUGACGUAACAGGUUUAAUGUACUACAAAAAUGCAACAGGAACAUCAAAUAAUGAAAGUACUUCUUUUGAUGCAAUACCACAAAAUAGCAGUUUAGAAACGAUAAUAAGCAAUUCUACAGAUAAAUAUAUCAAUUCCACUCGUCUAUUAGAGAAUACUAAAGAAAGUUAUAUUCGUUGGAAUACCUCAGUCGAGGAGAACGACGUGUUUGUAAAUGAAUCCGACCAAGUUAAAAACAUAUCAUACUGUUACAAUUGUACAACUUUUGACCCAAGAAAUCCAAAUACUUCAGACAUCAUGGAUACGUCUACAACUGAAGAAACCUUUAAACAUGACAAUGUUACAUUGCCUAUGUUUCUUACUGGAAAUAAAAGGAAGCAAAAAAAGUACUAUAUUUCACACCAAACAAAUAGAAACAACGUUAAGAAAUUGUUACCAGAAAAGCAAAGAGUCAUGUUACAACAUCACUUGCAUUUAGUGCCUAUGGAAGAUACACCUUUGGACACUAUGAUGUUACAGGGUCAGCAGUAUGUGGUUAGUGUAUUGUUACCAAUCGGUGUUGGUAUGAUUGGUGCUAGUAUGAUUAUAUGUACGGUAGUCUCGGUAAGAAAGGUUGCAACAAAACGGUUUGUCCACACACCACUAGAUGAUGACGAAGAAGCGGAAAGGUCAACUGAAUCGCAUAUAUCGUGCAUCAGUACAGAUCAUACGGAUAGAGUAUUUUUAUUACCCACCGAGGAUAUUUGAUAACUAUUACAGCUUGUUUUACUGUGGUGUUUUCCGUGUUAUUUGAAAUACUUUUCUGGAUAAUUCAAAAAGCAACAUUGUACAUUAUAAUAUUUUCCAAAUUAAAACAAUAUAGUGUAAAUAGGUGCACGUUGUACACAAACAAAAGAACUGAAAGUAGUUCGAAAUUUCCAAAGCUACCAGAUUGAGCUUUUUUUACAGGACUUGAAAUAUUGUUUUUGAAAUUAAUGUUCCAUUCGAUGUACUUAUGUACUUGUGUUUCAGAAUUUGCCAUUUGCCCACUGCAUUUUCCUUGAAUAAUUAUUUUAAUUGUGAAAAGUUACCCAACAUUACAUUAAAAAAUUGAAAUCCUAGGGAUACACACAGUUAUAACUUUCAAUGUAUUUCUGAAUAUUUUUCUCAAUUAUCAGCUGAUAUAUGUAAGCAAUUCAAUUUUUAGGUUUUAGGCCUUUGGACAUCAGUGGAGUCUGUAAUGUAUUAAGUUGGUUUUUUGCGUGUUAACGUUUUCUUUUGAUGACGUGUUACUUACGUCAUAAAAUAAAAUUAAUAAAAUGACAGGAUAAUGAUACCAUAAGACUUGCAAUAAAAAUACAACAAAACUGUCUGUCACACUGGCUAAAAAUAGUUUUAUUGCUUACUCAGAUAAUGUAACAAAUACAUUUUCAGCACCCACAGCGCACUCAUUUUUUCACAUGUGAGCAAAUUAUUCAUACUUAUCACCAAUGGUAAUGAGAAGAAGUUUCCCUUGGGUAGUGAUAUAAGAAUUUCAUUGACAUAACAUUAUUUAUCCAAUUUGACGGAAGCGAAGCAUUGCCAGACAGCAAAAUAACAUCAACAACUAGUCUAGACUUGAUUAUAACAGACAUUAAAUCAACAUUGUAUACAAACACACGACUUAUGUGAAAAGUAAAAUGCAGUAAUAAAUAUGGUUACAUAUUUCUGGCAACAGUUUAAAACUUAAUUAUCAUAUAAAUUAUGCGGCGAUUGAGUAUGUUUUCGUGUAAAGAGAUAAAUAAUAUACAAUGUACAUUGUAUAUUUAUCUAAUUAACUAGAUAUUUUUUGUAAAUAAGUAACAUUACGAACAAGUACAUGUAUCUUACUUCCAAAUAAAUGUAUACAUGGACAAACGUUGCCACCUUUUGUAUAUCGACAAUUGUCUUUAUCUCUUUUUAUCAUUGGUGUGAAUUAGUCGCUAAAGUAUCAGAAAUUGAUAGGUAGAACUAGAUAAUUUUGGUUUAAAGAUAAUGCUAGCUAUUUUGGACAUAACCUUGCGUUUUCAAUUACUAUCUGACAAUGGUUAAAUGAUUAACAAGAAAAAACACUAUUACUUAUUACUCGUUGUCAUAUUAAUAUCUUUUUAUAUAUAUGCGUUGUGUUAAUAAAUGAGUUAAGAAUGUUAAUAAAAAAAUGUGUUUAUAAUUUAGAUAAUCGUAUGUGUAUAACUAGUUAAAAUUUUUGUUACUAAAUACAGAGAAUGCUUUGGAUAUA
Molecule: messenger RNA, 2522 nt
Organism: Ruditapes philippinarum (Manila clam)
Lineage: Eukaryota; Metazoa; Mollusca; Bivalvia; Venerida; Veneridae
Exons: 5
Coding region: 179-1033 (284 amino acids)
Source: RefSeq, a predicted model, not a curated record